Stylophora pistillata is the source of this 959-nucleotide messenger RNA. RefSeq lists its product as uncharacterized. Gene Ontology annotation, cellular component: plasma membrane. The record is from RefSeq and is a predicted model, not a curated record. Gene Ontology annotation, biological process: hormone-mediated signaling pathway; activation of adenylate cyclase activity; adenylate cyclase-activating G protein-coupled receptor signaling pathway. Gene Ontology annotation, molecular function: protein binding; G protein-coupled peptide receptor activity. Lineage: Eukaryota; Metazoa; Cnidaria; Anthozoa; Scleractinia; Pocilloporidae.
CAACAGCAAUAUGCGACUUUUUGACUGGCAUUUACUCCUUUGGUAUGGCUUUCGGGCAAGGAUAUGACAUCCAGGAGUUCAAGGUCUGGCAGGACAUCUACUGUUCUUACUUCAGAUUCCUGUUUAUCUUGGCAGAAGUUAAUGGAGGACUGACGUCACUGUUGAUGACGAUUGAACGAUAUGUUGCCAUCGUUUUCUGUAUGAAACCUGACAUAAGGCUAAGGUACAAAGCUAUACGAAUAACACUCCCGCUGAUUUGGAUUGCAGGUGUGACAGCAGCAACUUUAGCGCAAAUACUUGACUUAAGGCACGACGUGAAACCCGGGAAAAUGUGUCUCUUCUACAGAAACUCCGACAAAGUAUCCUCCUUUUUUAUUAACGAGAUAGUGAUGCUGUUUCUAGUAUUUAUCUAUCUUCUCGUCGUCUUUUUUUAUCUACAUAUUUUUAUAGUUGUGCGAAGAUCUGCGCGCAAGGCAGGAGCGCGUAGAGAAUCGCAGUUAGCCAAGCGAAUCUGUUUGAUUGUUCUUUCAAGUUUCGUGUUUUUCGCCGCGCCUAAUUUUACACUGGCGUGGUUUAUCAUAAAUGGAGGAGCCGUUUUUGAAGAUGGGAGAAUGAAUCGAACUCUGUUAUGGUGGCUGCCUCCUGUAUGUUUGGUGGUCAAUGCUUGUCUUAACCCUUUAAUAUUCGCGUUUAAAAAUGACAAGUUCACCAGUUCUCUUAAGACCAUAGCAAGCCGCCCUCUCAGAGGGCUUUUAAUGAGUAAUAAAAAGAACAGGAAUUGUAAGCCAUUUACAUUAGAGUCGCCAGCUGUCGCUCAAGGAAGCCAUAAUCAAGGAAUGGCUUCUAGUCUGAAACUCGUUGCUGAAGUAACAACGACAGCUUUGCCUAAAUAUCAGGAAAAAGAGUAAGAGUGAGGUAGAAUCAAAGGUAGAAUCAAAUGACGAAUAAAAGAAAACCGA